This is a messenger RNA of Mesorhabditis belari, 2970 nucleotides long. Lineage: Eukaryota; Metazoa; Nematoda; Chromadorea; Rhabditida; Rhabditidae. The record is from the annotation of a GenBank genome assembly.
AUGAAUCGCAAGAUCACAGCGUGCGGCUUUCUCUAUGUGGCGCCGCCAAAUCUCGACUUUUCCAUUCAAGCGCAUACGGCAAAGCGCUGGCAACGCCGAUGGUUUACCCUGUUUGACACCGGCGAGCUCACCUAUGCACUCGAUAAUAACCCAGACACCGUCCCACAAUUCGCCGUCGAUAUGGUGCGAUGUCAUCGCGUUUGCGAAGCUGACAGCAUUACAGGCCACACCCACUCAAUUCUUUUGGCUUUCCGAGCGGCCACUGAUAAAAUAGAGGACACCCCGCCAGUUGUCUACAUGAAAGCCGAUAGUACGGAAGAGAUCCGAUGGUGGCAAGGCAUGUUGACCCCUUUUGCGAAGGAUAAUGUGAUUUUAAAACCGCGAAAAUCGAUCGAAACCCUCGAGACACCGCCUAGCUAUAAAGUGGAACCAGCCGCUCCACCGUCCUCAAUCCUUUCUCCAAAAAUGUGCUCUCCAUGCAGUUCAAGAGACUCAAGUCUUGAUCGAUUGGAUGACAGUCGAUACGAGGGAACGAGACAUGGAACUGUGAGACGAGUCAAAAGAGACAGUGUUCUUUCGAGAGAAACCGAGAAGAAAGCCGAGCCUCAACCCGUUGCCCAAGUCGCAGCCACUCCAGUCUCAAAUCCAGUGGUGCAAUCUCCCAUUGUUGCAUCGACGAGACUCCGCGACUCCUCCGAGUCAACAGAGAGCAGCACAGCUCCACCUGCCCCGCCAACCUCUCAACCGCCUUCUUUGAUGGCUGAAUCGAUCAACUCGCGGAAAUUCCAGCCGCUUCCUAUUGACACCUCACUCACGCACACUCUGAGAAAGGGUUGGUUGAUGCUGAGGGGCAAGUCGGACAACGAUUGGCACAAACAUUGGGUGGUGCUGGCCGGAUUAUCGCUUAGACUAUACAAAGACGUUUGGGGAGAGGAUUCGACCGAGCCAUUGCUAUCGAUUGAUCUGGCCGAAUGCGAGAACGUCUACCCAAGUGCGUCGGCGAGGAAUUACGGGAUUGAGAUAAAGUGCAAACGAACGCGCUACGUGCUCUCAGCAAUGACACCUGGUAUCAGAGACUCGUGGAUUUCAGCUCUACAACAGAAUCUCCACGAUCCAUCUCCAUUAUAUCAAGAUACAACGGGUGGAAGUGAUGCCAUUUCGUUGGCCGACAGCUCAGAUGUCCUCGGAAUGCCUGUGAGAAAGAAACAUAUUGCUUAUGUGGCGCCUGAAUCUCAUCACUCGAAUUCGAUGAUGGAUGAGGAAAGUAGUACAGAGGAUGAAUUGCAAAGGAUUGGAGAACAAAGGAGAACGAGAAGGGAUUCGAAUAGAUCCCUUUCCUCGUGCUCUUCCCGAUCUCGUCAAAUAAACAAUCGUGGCUCUUUGUCUCCAUCUAUACGACGAUCACCAAUUGGAAGGAUCAAAGAGAGAUCACAAGAGGGACGAGUCAGAAAUGCAUCCAAUUCCUCAUUGGCCUCAUCGAACACAAGUGCAAAGAAUCGGCGACGAGUACCGCGAGCUUCUCCAAAACAGAGUGUUUCUGCUGAGAUGAGAAUUCGAUCGUUGGAGGCUCAGGUGUCUUCUCUGCGUGAACAACUCCAAGAGACUUCAUCAAGAUUGACGGAGAGUCGAUCGGAGAGUGACAGAUUGAGACAUAUGUUCACUGGAGUUGAUCCAGCCAACCUCUCAGCUCUCAGAAAAUCGCUCUCAGCAGCCGAAUCGGAGAUCACGAGACAACAAAAGGAAAUGGAAACUUUGAGAAAACAAUUCUCUUCACCGACAUCAGAACAAUUGAUUUCCUGUUUCCAAGAUCGUCUAAUUUCGAUGCUCAAAGUGCAAAUGGGCGCUUUGUCAAAGUUCAAUAUUUUCCUUGGAAACAAUGGCGAUGUUCGUGAUGAAUUGGACGAGUUGAUGACGUCACUUUCGAAUAUCGAUCACACCAAUAAGGGAACAGCAUUGGGUGAUGACGAUUGGGAUUGUUUACAACGAAUCAUUGAGGAGACAACGCUUCUCUACGAUAAUGUGGCUAAUAGUGUGAGAAGAAGGAGAACAAAAGAGGCUACAACUAAUACGGAAGACGCAUGGAUCUCUUCGGAAGAAGAAGAAGGAGUUUCGGAUGAAGAUGAUGAUAUUAAACAAGAACAUGAAUGGGAAGCUGAAUUGACGGCUGUUAAGUCGAUGAACGAUCAAUCUCUAAACUCUGUGCGCAAUUCAUAUGAAGAGCUGCUCGAAGAGCAAAGACGACAAUUCGAUGAUGAAAUUGAAAGAUAUCGAACGGAACACGCGAAAGAGUUAGCUGACGAGAAACAGGCGACAAGAGUGGCUCUGGAAGCGGUGAGAAGAGCGCACGAGGAGGAGAUCCGACAAAUCGGAGAGAAACCCCGACCAAGUGUCAAUCCAGAUGCACAACGGGAAAGAGAACAAAGACAAGGAAAAAUGAUCGAACAAAUGCGAGACGAGUUGACGAAUCUCUCAGCGCUCUACUCGGCGAAAUGCAUCGAAAACGCGCAACUCGACGAGAGAAUCGGCGCGAUUCUUGAGGGAAAAGAACGUGAAACAAAGGAGGAAACGGAGCGUCUCCGUGCCGAGCUUUCUCUCAAAGAGACCCAAAUCGAAGAGCUUCGACGCCGAAUCGCGCAUUUAGAGAGAAAGCUCAACGAUGAAGGGCAAAUAUCUUCAGACAAAGAAGAAAUCAGUACGGACGCGCGCUCAGCGCCUCAACUCCAGCAAAUGGCGCAACAGAUAAACAGCCAAGGAAUGAACGGAUCACAGUCACCGGUCAAGUUUAGAAAAACGCCGACAACGAGGAGGACUGAUACCCGUUUCCACUCAAAUCCUUGUGUUCGUGCCGUUGAAGCGAUCCCGUCAUCAGUUGUUGAGGAGACAAGACGAUCCCUUGCUGCCUCACUUCCUUUACCCGUUGCUGAGAGGCGGAAAUUCUUUGAGACCAUUGCCGAGUACAGUACUCCUUUU